AUCUAUUUGUAGAUUAAAAUUUUCAAAACAUUUAUUGAACUGUGUUCCGGUGGUGCCAUUAUUAUUAUUAUUUUUACCACAACAACAAAAAACAAUAAAAAUAAUAAUCGUUCCAAACUGGUUCCAACAAGAGUCGUCUCCAUAGUUCCACGUGUGCCAUAUGUAUUUUUUUUUGUCUAUAACUGAAUUGAUUAGUUUUGUUUACAUGACAAAAAUUUGACGAGCAAUUUUUGGUUGAUUGGAAGAAACAAAAUUUUUCCUGAUUCAUUCAUUUUACAUAUACCUCACCAAUUCAUUCUAAUCACAACCGAAUUCUUCUGACUAGUCGAACGAAUUAUUUAUUUUAUUUACCUUUCCAAAGAAAAAUGUGACAGAGAUGUUGGUAAAAAUGAAAUCUAAUGGCAAUCAUACUUACGGUAAACAAUCAUUACGACGAUCAACAAAUCGUAAAAAUCUUAAAUUAAAAUUACGAACACAUCGUGAACAUAUGCAAAUUGUAACGAAUCGUAAACGUUCAUUAUAUGUUGAAUUUAUCGAUGAAAAUAUUGCUGUGCUUACAAUCGAAACAGCUAUCAUCUAUACGACAAUUGGACAUAAUUAUUUUGGAAAAUUAAAAUCACGAACCAUGACCGACAAUCAUUGUCGAAAUCUUGGUCUUGUAUCUCGUUAUUUCCAUACUGAUUUGGUUAAACUUAUCUAUGUAGAAGAUAUACCAAAAAUACUUAAUGAUUUUGAAUCGGGUAAAUCCUUAAAUCAGAUUAAAUAUUCAUCAUGGCCAAUAUUGAAAAUACCAUCAAACAUUCAUGAUCAAUCGAUGAUGGCUAUCUAUAAUAGGCCCGAAUUAUGUGAUCGUCUGAUUAAUCGGCUGUUUGCCGUUCAAAGCACUUUAUCUAUGUCCAUAUAUCGUACAACAACAUUUACAAAUCGUGUGAUUAAAAGUAUCAGUAAUUUAAUUGGUUUUUAAAAAAAUGAACAUUUAAAAAUAUUCUGAGAUUGAAAUAA
Molecule: messenger RNA, 1002 nt
Organism: Dermatophagoides pteronyssinus (European house dust mite)
Lineage: Eukaryota; Metazoa; Arthropoda; Arachnida; Sarcoptiformes; Pyroglyphidae
Source: RefSeq, a predicted model, not a curated record